CACAUUCACACCAGGGAGAGGCCAUUCACCUGCCCUGUGUGUGGGAAGGGAUUCACUCAUUCCUCACACCUAGUGGCACACCAGGUCAUUCACACCAGGGAGAGGCCGCUCACCUGCUCUGUGUGUGGGAAAGGAUUCACUCAUUCAUCCCACCUACUGGCACACCAGGUAGUUCACACUGGGCAGAGGCUGUUCACCUGCUCUGUGUGUGGGAAGGGAUUCACUCAGUCAUCCCACCUAGUGAAACACCAAGUCGCUCACACCAGGGAGAGGCUGUUCUCCUGCUCUGAAUGUGGAAAGGGAUUCACUCAGUCAUCCCACCUAGUGGCACACCAGGCAGUUCACACCCAGGAGAGGUCGUUCACCUGCACUGAGUGUGGGAAGGGAUUCACUCAGUCUGCGCACCUAGUGGCACACCAGGUAGUUCACACUGAGGAGAGGCCGUUCACCUACUCUGUUUGUGGGAAGGAAUUCACUCAGUCAUUCCACCUAGUGGCACACCAGGCAGUUCACACCAGGGAGAAGCCAUUCAUCUGCUCUGAGUGUGGGAAGGCAUUCACUCAUUCAUCCCACCUAGUGGCACAGCAGGUGGUUCACACCAGGGAGAGGCCUUUCACCUGCUCUGAGUGUGGGAAGCCAUUCACUCAGUCUACACACCUAGUGGCACACCAGGUAACUCACACCAGGGAGAAGCCAUUCGCCUGUUCUGUGUGUGGGAAGGGAUUCACUCAGUCAUCUCACCUAGUGGCACACCAGGUAGUUCACACCGGGGAGAGGCUGUUCACCUGCUCUGAGUGUGGGAAAGGAUUCGCUCAGUUAUCCCAUCUGCUGACACACCAACAGGUUUAUACUGGAAAAGACCAUUCACCCGCUCUCGAUAUGGGAAGGAUUCAUUCGCUUUUCCCAUCUGCAGACACACCGGCAAAUUCACACUGGAGAGAUGCCCUUUGUUUGCUCCAUGUGUGGGAAGGGAUUCGCUCUUUCAUCCUACCUGCUGACACAUCAACAGGGUCACACCGGGGCAAGGCUGUUUGCCUGCUCUGAGCGUAGGAAGGAAUUCACUCGGUUAACCAGCCUGCUCGGACUGUGGGAGUUAAUUGUGUCAAUUGAGGCAAAAUAUAUGCAGGUGCAGGACAUUUAUUGGAUGGUUACUUAAGCACAUAUAAGGAGACCACUUCUGACACAUAGUCGGGUGUAUUCAGAAGGUAUAUACCUGAAAUGUUUCACACUGUGAAUAAAUCUAUACAAAGCAAAGACUGGCUCCAGUUUCUUCCUUCACCAUCAGGCUAUCAGGAUUAUAACAUGGUAACAGAGAAUGCUUGUCUAAUGGUGGAGGUUGGAAACUAAAGGAAAAUAAAGUUUCAGACAUAAGCUUACAAUCCGGGUAGCUUUUGUGAGAAAUGGCUGAAAACAAGUGCAAAUUGUCAGGGAAUUGCUCUGAAUAAGGGUCAUACGGACUUGAAACGUUAACUCUGUUUCUCUCUCCACAGAUGCUGCUAGACCUGCUGAGCUUUUCCAACCUUUCUGUUUUUGUGUCAGAUUUCCAGCAUCUGCAGUAAUUUGCUUUUAUACUAUGGAAAUUGUCAGGGUCUGAUUACCUGCCGAUGUUCUCAGAGUCUGAGCCACACAAAUAGUGGAAGAGUGAAGUGGAUAUGUGGACAUGGGUUACGUCCCUACCAAGGAGGAAACAAGGUCUGGUCUUGGCAUUGUCACUUACCAACAAAAGUAAAAUCAGAAGCAAAGUAUUUAGUAGCUGGAUGCCCGACAGUUGGAUACUGAAGAAGGUCUUCUAUUUGGGUUCAUUGAUGAGAUUUACAAGCAAGAUGAUCUAUUGGAUGCCUAUGAAGCAUAGAUGGACUUUGACAUGUUUCAAAUGAGGGUGAAAACAUCUUUAGCAGAUCUGGAUGUCACUAGAGACAGGAUUGGAACAGCACUAAUUGGUGAAUGAACCCCAGGAAUGACCAAGGAACAAUUAACAGGUGUUUCAGGUCUGACUCAAAAUAUCAUUAUGUGAUGAACUGCCCAAAGUGGAAAAUCAGGGUCUUCGAAGUGACACAUGAUACAGAGAAUUCUGAGGCUGAAGAAGAUGAUGAUGAUCACUUUAAAGGAAUUGUACUAUUCACAAGGAGCUUUGGUCCCAGUGAUGAGUGUGUCAGUCACAGACUCAUUCAACUGUGCUGUGUUAGACAGUGGCUGCACCUCGACAGUAUGUGGAUCAGUUGGUGAAAAUGUUACCCAGAUUCACCUCGUAAUGAGGAUUGACACAAGGAGUAUGAAAGUUCGCCUUGUCUUUGGUGAUGUGAACACAUUGACGUCACUAAAAAGAGUGGGGAUUUUUGCAAAAUAGCUGGAGUCAUCCACUUUAUCAGGACUGGUGUACUGUCUAGUGAGGUACCCUUACUGUUGAGUAAACCUUCCACAUAAAAGGCACAAAUGCAACUGGACAUGGAAAGUCAGUGGAUCUGGAAGUUGACUCAGUCAGGACAUUAUCGUCUCCCCUUAACAAUACCUGAUGUUUCUAAUCAGAGUGUUUGAGAAGGAUUAAUAGUAUCAAUGAUAAGAAUCAGAGAGAAAAAAAACAUUAUUUUAAAACUAAACAGACAAUUUGCUCACCCUUCCUGUCAAGAUAACAAAUCCUGCUCAAUAAUGCAGGGGUGGUUGGUGAAGAGUAUACGAGGCUCAUGGAGGAGAUUAGAGCAAAGUGUGAAAUGUGUAAAAAGUAUGGGAGGACGCUGUCACAUCUAUUGUAAACCUUACCUUGGCACGUGACUUUAACUAGGUAGUUGCCAUGGAUCUAAAGGGAUGGGAUAAAGACAGAAAUAUUUUCAUUCUACACUUUAUAGACAUGGUAACCCGAUUUAGUCUUUCUCAAUAAUACAUGGCAAGGGCAAAAGGGAGAUUAUAGACCAAGUCGUGGAGAAAUGGCUAGGGACUGGACCUGGGGCACCAGCUAAGUUUCUGAUUGAUAAUGGAGGGGGAAUUUGCUAAUGACGAGUUUAGAGACGUGUGUGAAAACAUGAACAUUAUGGUCAUGAACACCGCAGCUGAAAGUCCUUUCAGCAAUGGAUCUGUGAAAGGAGUCACGUGGUGAUCGAUGAAAUGCUGCAGAAAAUCUUAGCUGAUCAGCCAAACUGCAAGUUGACAACUGCACUGACAUGGAUGAUUCAUGGAAAGAAUUCACUUCACAUGGUUGGAGGGAAAAAUCCCUUUCGAUUGGUCUGCAGGAGAAAUCCCAAAUUACCCUCUGUGCUGGGCGAUAGCCCUCCUGCUUUCGAAGGGACGACAAUUAGUUCCAUUUCAAGUCAUCAAUUAUUGGAUUGUUUCAUAAAAAGAAGUGCUCAAGCUAAGAAAUUACUGGGGAUCCUAGAAGAGGGAUGUCUUAAAAUGUAAUAAUUCUUUGUGCAAAAUAAGGAAAAUCAUAUUUUGUCCUCUUUGAUUUGUUUUGAAAUAUUGUUUGUGCUGAUUGUUACAAUCCCGGUCAAGACUGUUAAUGUUUAAAGAGAAAUUCAAACACCCAGUGAUAACUGAAAGAAUUACACCACAAGAUUCUACAUUUACAAACAAAACCAAAUUUUACUGUAUAUAUGAAACAAAAGAAUAUUAAAAACCAGCACUACAAACU
Carcharodon carcharias (great white shark) is the source of this 3622-nucleotide messenger RNA. RefSeq names its product gastrula zinc finger protein XlCGF8.2DB-like. Gene Ontology annotation, molecular function: DNA-binding transcription factor activity; RNA polymerase II cis-regulatory region sequence-specific DNA binding. The record is from RefSeq and is a predicted model, not a curated record. Gene Ontology annotation, biological process: regulation of transcription by RNA polymerase II. NCBI's taxonomy places the organism in Eukaryota, Metazoa, Chordata, Chondrichthyes, Lamniformes, Lamnidae. The annotation marks the transcript as partial. The transcript has a single exon.